AGAAAUGGAAAAAAUGACUUUUAUGCCAAGUGAAGCUGCAUUGACGUUACAAAAUGGUCAAUGUGGAAAUAGUGACACCAAUGUUGAAACUGCUACUGUACCACGACGUGCACUUUGCUACCCAACAUCGCUGAAAGCAUGUUGUUUUAAGAAUCACUGUCAAAAUAUGACAGUUAAACAGUGUCAGUGUGGGGAAUGUUUAGACCUUAGACAGAGACUGCACGCAGAGAAGCACAACUGGCAGCCACUCUCAAACCAAUGUCCAUUGACAUAUUAUGAUCCAACUUUAGCCUGUGACAUGUUGGCUCAAAAGAAUGUGAAGCAUAUUAUCCUAGUGGGGGAUUCCCUAGUGAGGCAUUUCUUUGGGGCACUCCUGAUACUUCUCAGUGGACAUAUGAAAGAUGGAGCGAUGAAACAAAACACAAAACCAGAUGACAGAGAGAAAUGUGGAUAUCACUUACAAUUUGAUGAAAAGUACUGCCGGAAGCUAAAUGACAGAACUAGAACGAUUUGUAAUUCAAAAGUUCAACUAACAUUGAGAGAAGACUACUCAUUAGGUUUAUUACAAAAGUCUGUUGCCUUUAUAAGAGAGCAGAAAAACCAAGUGAUCCUCUUUUCAACAGGCCUUCAUAAUGGGUUGAAUUUCGAGCCAACAAAAGUGGCAUUGCAAAAAUAUAUUACUGAUUUGGGCCAUGGGAUCUUUCAACAUCGGUCCUUUACAAACCAUUCAAGACCUAGGAUGCUGUUUAUGACACCUCAUUAUCCUGGGCUUAUGAAACGGGCCCGCUAUUUGACCAAUCACCAAGGGACAGAGGACGUAAAGAUUUACUCAGACAAAAUGAGACAAUUCUUGGCACGUUACAACAUUCCAAUGUUUAACACAAGUGCAUUAACUAGCCAUACAUUCAGCUUUGAUGGAACACAUUUUGGUUAUGGACUGAAUGUCCAUUUAUCUCAUAUACUGUUGAACUAUAUUAGCCAAUUUGAUUGGGACACCUUUGAAACUUAAAGUUAUGAAAUUUGAUAACAAUUUACAAGUAGUUGCAUGACUAUUUUAUGAUACCACCAAAUGCCUACCAAUAAGAGGGGAGAGUCAAGAUUUUGAUCGACAUUUUUAAGUUAUCGAAAAUUUAACUGAUAUAAAGAAAUCAUGAUGAUUUGGAUUUUUUUCAUUUUGUAUAAGC
Owenia fusiformis is the source of this 1184-nucleotide messenger RNA. NCBI's taxonomy places the organism in Eukaryota, Metazoa, Annelida, Polychaeta, Sabellida, Oweniidae. The record is from the annotation of a GenBank genome assembly.